Messenger RNA from Porites evermanni, 4325 nucleotides. The record is from the annotation of a GenBank genome assembly. NCBI's taxonomy places the organism in Eukaryota, Metazoa, Cnidaria, Anthozoa, Scleractinia, Poritidae.
AUGGGACAAGCACAACAUCGAUUGGGUACCGACUUCGAAAAUCUCGGUAAAAGGGAUUAUAAGGGAAACAAACGGAAAGAACAAACCCAGAAGGCUGCAGAAGACAGGGCCAAAAGAGGAAAGGAACGCAGGAAACACUCUAUUGAACGAAAGGAAGUCGAAGUCGCCGAGAAGAGAAAACAUCUAAAUGUGAGUGGGGAUGGAGUUGUUGAUAUCCACUUCACAGAGACUAGCACAAUUACCUCAACAGAAGAAGUCAAGGCAUUGCCAAUGCGACAGAAAUGGAGCCAUCAGAGGCCUCUAGUUCCACGACUGGUACUACAAGCGAUGCUGAAAACCACGCUGAAGGAAGCGUCUCAGAGCCUUCAAAAGACGCCGAAACACAAACCGAGGAGUUUGAAUACAUGUUUUAUAGGCCAACAUAUCAAGCUCCAGACAGCGAGUAUUUCAGAUCUGAUGAUAAAGUUCGCUCUUAUACGGAGAUACCAUCCUACCAGGUUCUCAUAGCAACUUUUAACCAUGUGGUGCCACACGUGAGUCACCGUACUCAGGCACUGGAUCCACUCCAGGAAUUUGUUUUGGUUUUGAUUAAGCUUCGACUCAAUGUCCCUUUUAAGGAUCUGGCUUACCGUUUCUUGGUAUCGGUACCAACUGUUUCACGGAUUUUUUUUCAUGGAUGAAUGCCAUGGACUACAGGUUGCGUCGGCAUGUUUACUGGCCUGAGAGAGAGAAUCUUUGCAAAACAAUGCCAAUGUGAUUUAAAUACGCCUUUGGCAACAAGGUGACAGUUAUAAUCGACUGUUUUGAGGUUUUCAUUGAGAAACCAACAAAUUUGCUUGCAAGAGCACAGACAUUUAGUUCAUAUAAACAUCAAAACACUAUAAAAAUUUUAAUAGCCAUCACCCCUCAAGGAUCUAUUUCACUUGUUUCUGAAGCUUGGAGGGGGUAGAACCUCUGACAAGUUCCUGACUGAGAAUUGUGGAUUUCUUGACAAACUUUUACCUGGAGACAUGGUUAUGGCGGACAGAGGCUUCACAAUCAAUGAAAGUGUGGGACUAAAACAAGCUAAACUUUUCAUUCCAGCGUUUACUAAGGGGAAGUCACAAGUAGACUCAGUAGAUGUAGAGAAGACCUGAGGUAUUGCGAGCGUCUGCAUUCAUGUCGAACGAGUCAUUUGACUUCUCCGUCGUAAGUACACAAUUUUAGAGGGUACUUUACCAACAGACUUUCUUAGGGGUAGCGCUAAGGAAGCACCAGAUUCCCAAGUUCCCAUAAUUGACAGAAUAGUGAGGGUUUGCUCUGCUCUUAUGAAUUUAUACCCUGGAAUAGUACCCUUAGAUUAGUCAUGUCCUUUUUGGUUACAUUCAGAAGUUUGAAAUGAUAAAACAUAACCAUGUUAACCCUUUCACUCCCAGAGGUGGUUAAAGUCAAAAGUCAGCAAAAUUUCCAAAUUUCAUUUUGUAAAAUGUUGAAAACAAAAAGCACCCUAGGAAAGUACUGUUGAAGGGGUUUCAUUUGAAUGUUAACCCUGACAAUUUGUCCAGAAACUCAAACGUCAGAACCACCUUACAACACUACACUGUAUAUUAUUCAGUAUGGGAGUGAAAAGGGUUAAUAUUCUUAUGGUGCGUACUUUUUUUGUGAGGACAGGGACCAUAAAACAUGGGCUUGGACAUGUAAAAAGUUUUAGCUCAAGCUACAAAAUGACUUUCAAGAUAAGUUUUAAGUGUUAGUUCAGUGUCUCAAUAGUUUCAUGACAAAUUGUACAGUUGUGACACACCUGUUUCAGCAAGGCAAGGUGGAGAUGCACUGCUUUAAAUUAUGACACAUGUUGAAUGGUAAAAAUGUCUUUGUAAAGUAUGUAUAGAGAGCUUUGAAUUUUUGUAAAGCACAAACAUUCUUGUAUUUGUUUUGUAAAAAAUGUAUCCGUUGUUAUUGUUCUUGGGGAAGCAAAAAACUGACAUUGCUCUUGUAAGCCAAACUUUUUAGCAGGCAGUGUAAACUAAUGGCAAGAGGUUCCCCCAACCCACCCCUACUACAUACACAAUGGCGAAUCAAUGGAGACUGAGUAUUUCCUGGAACAACACACAGCACAUAAAAAAAUCAGUUUGCUCUAAAGCAAUUAAAUAUAAAAAAUAUAUACAUGUAUUUUGAUGCGAUUUUGGUACUAUCUUGAUGUAAAUUUUAAUUUUCGAUCGAAGAGGUGCAUGGAAUGAGGCCCUAAGUGACUCCUGAUCUGAUGAGAUAUUCUUCUUUUGUUUCACAAGCAAAUACAAAAGGAACUCAGGGCUGUCAUUAAGAGCCCGGGGCCGGGGAUUUCCCCCAGCUACUAUGAGUGUGGCCCCGGGCUACUUUUAUUGGAAAAUGGAAGAAAAUUAGAACCAAAAGAAACCCCUCGGUGUUUGAUUCCCCGCCUACUUGUAUUUACCCAGCAACUCAAACAUUCAAGAGUGCUAAUAAACAUUUGCAGCAAUGCUGGAGAGUACUUGAAGCUGACAAAACUCAAGUCGCAUUGUCUGAAAGGAAGAUUCAGUGGAAGUAUAUCGUGGAGAGAUCUCCGUGGUGGGGUGGGUUUUAUGAACGUCUUGUGAAGAGUGUCAAGACACCUCUGAAAAAAAUCUUUGCCAAAGCAAUGUUGGAUGCUGAACAGCUGACCACCAUUUUAGCUGAAAUCGAGGCACAGCUGAAGAGUGGUCCUCUUACUUACCUUAGUGCAGACCCUGGGGACUACAGCGUGAUUACUCCUGCUCAGAUUCUCAUAGGGAGAAAUCUUGAAGCGUCUCUAGCUAGGGACAUGCAUGAGUACCUGAGAUCUUUGAUACCCCUCAAGAAAUGGUUUACAGUUGGUCGCGAAAUACACAAAGGUGACUUGGUCCUUGUUAGCGAAGAUAACUUAGCUCGAGGUCAGUGGAAACGUGCGCGCAUGGAAGCCACCCAUCCUGGUCGUGAUGGUCUUAUCCGAUCAGUUACCGUGCGAUUGCCAUCUGGAAGUCUUACCCGUCGUCCAGUGCAGCGGCUACACCUUUUUGAAACCUGUGAUGCUGAUCUAGCUGCUGAACUUGAUUGAACUGACAAACGAACGUUGACAAUUAUUGAACUUGAUGAAAACAUUAUUGAUCAAUUUGAAGAUGCACUCCCUGCAUCGGGCGGGAGGAUGUUCGGAACUGAAAUUUUAUAUUCUGUUAGAUUGUUCGGACGUGUGGGAACUAGGCCCUAAGUUAGUCUUCAGGGGCUCGAACCCCCCUUAAGUUUUUUCGACAUGUGUUUUUUCGCUUGCGUUGUAAAUUCUUGUAGUUUGUUCAUCAUGUUUGUUUCGUAAAUAUAGUUGAUUUAUGCAAGAAAUCGUUUUAUUCACCAUCUUUGUGCCCCUGAAAUGUAAACAAAUCUAAGACGCAAGUGCGUGAGUUUGAGAUGGUUCUCUGUAUUAUGGUCGGUUGCGGGGGAAAAAAGCGGUAAACAGAACGCAAAAUUCAGUAAAAUACCAAAGAUUAUCACAAAUCAAGGCGAGGAAUGGGAAGAAUUGACACGGGAGAGAAGAAAUCGCUGGAUUUCGGCGGUCAGUCAUGGCGACACUGAGGAGAAGGACAUCCUAGAACGCGAACGUGUUUGUGAUCGUCAUUUCAUUUCAGGGAAGGCUGCAGCUGUAUGGGACAAGCACAACAUCGAUUGGGUACCGACUUCGAAAAUCUCGGUAAAAGGGAUUAUAAGGGAAACAAACGGAAAGAACAAACCCAGAAGGCUGCAGAAGACAGGGCCAAAAGAGGAAAGGAACGCAGGAAACACUCUAUUGAACGAAAGGAAGUCGAAGUCGCCGAGAAGAGAAAACAUCUAAAUGUGAGUGGGGAUGGAGUUGUUGAUAUCCACUUCACAGAGACUAGCACAAUUACCUCAACAGAAGAAGUCAAGGCAUUGCCAAUGCGACAGAAAUGGAGCCAUCAGAGGCCUCUAGUUCCACGACUGGUACUACAAGCGAUGCUGAAAACCACGCUGAAGGAAGCGUCUCAGAGCCUUCAAAAGACGCCGAAACACAAACCGAGGAGUUUGAAUACAUGUUUUAUAGGCCAACAUAUCAAGCUCCAGACAGCGAGUAUUUCAGAUCUGAUGAUAAAGUUCGCUCUUAUACGGAGAUACCAUCCUACCAGGUUCUCAUAGCAACUUUUAACCAUGUGGUGCCACACGUGAGUCACCGUACUCAGGCACUGGAUCCACUCCAGGAAUUUGUUUUGGUUUUGAUUAAGCUUCGACUCAAUGUCCCUUUUAAGGAUCUGGCUUACCGUUUCUUGGUAUCGGUACCAACUGUUUCACGGAUUUUUUUUCAUGGAUGA